AUUAUUAUGCGUGCCAUUGCACAGUUAGACUGAGUAAUACAAAUAGCAUAACUGCUGCUUAGAACCUGACGAGACGAGCAGAGAUAUAGAAAGAGGUCCAAAAUGGCCGGUGGAGGGUUCGCAGUGGAUUCACCAAACAAUGACUUCGCUGGAAAAAUAACACUCUCAGUUAUCAUCACUUGCAUCGUUGUUGCUUCCAGUGGACUCAUUUUUGGAUAUGACCUCGGUAUUUCAGGAGGUGUGACAACAAUGGUACCAUUUCUGAAGAAAUUCUUCCCUGAUAUACUGAGAAAGGCUGCUAGUGCAGAAGUAAACAUGUACUGUGUGUAUGACAGUCAGAUAUUGACAUUAUUCACGUCUUCUCUAUACCUAGCUGGGUUAGUGUCAUCUCUUGUAGCUAGUAAAGUCACAAGUGCCAUGGGUCGGAGAAACACCAUCAUUUUGGGUGGUACCAUCUUUCUUAUCGGUGGUGGACUUAACGGAGGUGCUGAAAAUAUCUCUAUGCUCAUUUUGGGCCGUAUCAUGCUCGGCCUUGGCGUCGGUUUCACUAAUCAAGCUGCGCCACUGUACCUUUCUGAAAUCGCACCACCGAAAUGGCGAGGAGCUUUCAACACAGGGUUCCAAUUUUUCAUAUCAGUUGGAGUGCUUGCCGCAGGCUGCAUAAACUUCGGAACAAAGGAUCAUACAUGGGGGUGGCGAGUCUCUCUUGGCCUCGCCGUGGUCCCCGCAGCCGUUAUGACAGGUGGUGCCUUCCUUGUAACUGACACUCCCAGCAGCUUGGUUGAACGUGGCAAAAUAGACCAAGCCAGAAAGGCCUUGGUCAAAGCCAGAGGAUCCUCCAUCGACGUUGAACCCGAAUUGGAAGAACUCAUUAGGAUGUCACAAGUUGCAAAAUCUAUGCAGGAGGAGCCCUUCAAGACCAUAUUUGAGAGGCGCUAUCGACCCCAUUUGGUCAUGGCGAUUCUUAUCCCCUUUUUUCAACAGCUCACGGGGAUUAACAUCGUUGCAUUUUAUUCUCCUAACCUCUUUCAAUCAGUGGGUUUUGGACACGAUGCCGCUUUACUUUCUACCAUUAUACUCGGAGUAGUCAACCUUAUUUCUCUCUUAAUCUCCACGGCUAUUGUUGAUCGCUUUGGUCGAAAAUUCUUGUUCAUAUCUGGUGGCCUUGUCAUGUUUGUUUGCCAGAUUGCGGUGUCUACUGAGCUAGCAGUGGUGACCGGUGUUCAUGGUACAAAGGAUGUAUCCAAGGGAAAUGCAAUUCUGGUGUUGGUGCUUCUCUGUUUCUACUCGGGAGGUUUUGGUUGGUCGUGGGGCCCUCUCACCUGGCUAAUUCCGAGUGAAAUUUUCCCCUUAAAGAUCAGAACCACUGGACAAAGCAUAGCUGUUGCUGUGCAGUUCAUAACCAUAUUUAUAUUGUCCCAAACAUUCUUGUCAAUGCUAUGCCACUUUAAGUUCGCUGCCUUCUUGUUCUAUGCGGGUUGGAUUGUGAUCAUGACUAUCUUUGUUAUAUUUUUCUUGCCCGAGACUAAAGGAAUCCCCUUGGAGUCAAUGCAGACCAUAUGGGGUAAACACUGGUUUUGGCGCCGCUUUGUCAAAGAAGUUCACGAAGAAAAUCAUCCAUGAAAUAAAUAUCACUCUAGGUACUGUUGUUUGUAAUCAAUGGUUGAAAAUUAUUGGCUUUUCCCUCUACAGAUAAAGGGUUUUGUGUAUAUGAAGAAAAACUAUAUCAUAAUAAACACUUUUAUGACCA
Molecule: messenger RNA, 1750 nt
Organism: Cajanus cajan (pigeon pea)
Lineage: Eukaryota; Viridiplantae; Streptophyta; Magnoliopsida; Fabales; Fabaceae
Product: sugar transport protein 5
Biological process (GO): monosaccharide transmembrane transport
Cellular component (GO): membrane
Molecular function (GO): monosaccharide transmembrane transporter activity
Source: RefSeq, a predicted model, not a curated record